Ixodes scapularis (black-legged tick) is the source of this 4233-nucleotide messenger RNA. Its product is annotated as small G protein signaling modulator 2. Gene Ontology annotation, molecular function: GTPase activator activity. The record is from RefSeq and is a predicted model, not a curated record. NCBI's taxonomy places the organism in Eukaryota, Metazoa, Arthropoda, Arachnida, Ixodida, Ixodidae. Gene Ontology annotation, biological process: activation of GTPase activity. The coding region runs from base 71 to 3310 and encodes 1079 amino acids. The transcript is spliced from 24 exons.
AUGGUUUUACGAUUCCGCGUCCCGGCAUGGGCAGUGAAGCGGCGCAACGCAGCGCGACGGCUUCCCAGAUAUGCAAAGCCCGGGAGCGCAUCAUUUCUCGGUGGACGCAAUGGCCUUAGCUUCGAGCGCGGUCUCCCGGAGUGACUCGCGGAUCAUGACCGUGUUCCGCAGCAAAAGCGAGACCGCCGACGCAACAAAUGCUGCUCUGCUGGACGCCAGGGACAAGUUGCUCAGGACAGUCAAAAAGGAGGUGAAGCAGAUCAUGGAGGAAGCAGUGACGAGGAAGUUCGUCCACGAGGAGAGCAGUACCAUCACGUCCCUGUGUGCCGCGGUGGACGCGUGCCUGUCUCACGGCCUCAAGCGUCGCGCCCUGGGGCUCUUCAAGACCAACUCGACGACGGCGCUGCUGCACAAGAUGGCCAAGAACUUCGAGCCGGCCGCCGCCAUCGCUCGGAUGGUGACCGACCUGGAAAGUGCCGCGGAAUUGGAAACGAGUGAUGCGGAGAGCGGUGGCAGCCGUCUGCGCAGCCAGACCCGGAAGCAGCCGUCGGCGGCGGCGUGGUCCGCAAGCGGGCGCUACCUGUGGAUCCGGCUGGCGCUCUUCGAGAAGCUGCUGGCCACCAUCGUCGACCACCUGGUGCACCAGAGCAGCAAGUACUACGACAAGGACGCCCUGGUCGCAGACCCGGUCUCCGGUCAGAUCCUGGCCUCUCUACUCGUGGGUCCCUGCGCGCUGGACUACUCCAAGAUGAAGACACAGGACCACUUCUGGACGGACCCUCCGGCCGACGAGCUGGUGCAGCGGCACCGACUGUCCAGCGGACUCGCGCCUCCCGGAAACGGACCUUCCACGCCGCCGUCGUCUAGGAGGCCGCUGGGACUGCAGUACCGGCGGGACCUGAAGGCCUCGGGCAGUUCCUCGGAGGAGGGCCACCGGGUGGUGCCGCUGGUGGCCCGAGACUACGUCGAGUCGCUGCACCAGAAUUCGCGCUGCACACUGCUCUACGGCAAGAACAACGUCCUCGUCCAGCCCCGCGAGCACCUGGAGCCGAUGCGGGGCUACCUGUCGCUGCACCAGCGCUCCGAGGGGCUGGCGCUCAAGUGGACGCCCAACCAGCUGAUGAACGGCUGCUGCAGCGAAACCAGCUCCUCGGGCGACUCUAUGGGCAGCAGCCAGGACAAGAGCGUUUACUGGGACUACGCACUGAGCGUGAACAUGCAUGAUAUCGUCUAUCUUCACUGUCAUCAACAAUCCUCGGACACCGGCGGCACCCUAGUACUGGUCGGCCAGGACGGGGUGCAGCGUCCGCCGAUCCACUUCCCUCGGGGCGGCCACCUGCUCGCCUUCCUGUCCUGCCUCGAGAACGGGCUGCUGCCCAAGGGACAGCUGGACCCGCCGCUUUGGACGCAGAGGGGAAAAGGCAAGGUGUUCCCGAGGCUACGCAGAAAAGGCAAGGCCUCGUCCACCGUCGGCGAGGACUCGUCGGAGCCGGAGUCGGAAGACGGUAGCUCCGACUUCGUCUUCCGUGUCAUGGGCUCCCUCAAGCCGGACUCGCUCGAGGACCUGCUGGAAGGCGCGGGGCUAGCGGAGCAAGAGGCCUCCGCGGACCGGCGCCGCGUGUCCCGCCUGCAGGCCCACUCGUCCUCGUCGCGGUCCAGCGAGUCCCCCCCGCUGACGGCUGACGACGUGCCCAAGGCCGAGGCGCCCCGGCCACCCAGGGCCAACGGCUGCACCGCCGGGCAAUCGAUCCAGCUUUUGUGCGACACCAUGAAGAAGCAGAUCAUCUCGAGGGCCUUUUACGGAUGGCUGGCGCACUGCCGGCACCUGCGCACCGUGCGCACCCACCUGUCCGGCCUGGUGCAGCCGACCAUGGUGUCCCGCGAGGAGCCCUGCGACGCCACGGGGGGCCUGACCCCGGAGGCCUGGACGGGCCUGUCGCCCGGCGGAGUGGUCAGCAACGCCCACGAGCUGCACCGCCUCGUCUACUUCGGGGGCGUCGACCACGACGUCAGGAAGUUGGUGUGGCCGUACCUGCUGGGCCACUACGCCCUGGGCAGCACGGACGCGGAGCGGGACGCGCGCGACGGCAGCGCCCGGGCGUCGUACGAGAACACGCUGUCCGAGUGGCUGGCCGUCGAGGCCAUCGUGCGCCAGCGGGACAAAGAGGCCAGCUGCCUCGCCAAGCUCUCCUCCGAGAGCACCACCAGCGAGAUCCCCCUCAUAGGCCCCAAGGACGCCCACCUGAGCAACGAGGUGUUCGAGGAGGCGAGCAGCGAGGGAGGCUCCCUGAACGAGCCCCAGGAGGAGACUGAACUCCAGGAAGAGGUCGAGCCCUGGCCCCAGGCCGAAGCGGCCGAGGCGUCGCCCAGCGCCUAUUCCACGCCCGGGGGCACGCCGCAACGUCUGAGCCUCCUCCGCCACACGCAGGAGGCCAGCCUGCCCGGCCAGGGCCCCGUGGCACUGGCCCUGGACUCGCCCAGGGACUCCCUGGACGCAGCUCACGAGGGAGUGGAGGAAGGCGGGGAGUGCUCCUGUCCCCGGGGGGACCUUCUGCUCCCGCCGCCCGAGCACGGGGACCAGCUGUCCGUCGACUCGAGCUGCGUGUCUCCGGCCUCGUCCAGCGGAGGCGUUUACUCGACGGACCUGCUGGACCUGUUCUCGCUGAACCUACACCGCAUCGACAAAGACGUGCAGCGCUGCGACCGCAACUACUGGUACUUCACGCCGCCCAACCUGGAGAAGCUGCGCAACGUCAUGUGCACCUACGUCUGGGAACACCUAGACGUCGGCUACGUGCAAGGCAUGUGCGACCUCGUAGCGCCCCUGCUGGUCAUCUUCGACGACGAAAUGCUGACCUACAGCUGUUUUUGUGAGUUGAUGAAGCGCAUGGCUGCCAACUUCCCCCAUGGGGGUGCCAUGGACCACCACUUCGCCAACAUGCGGUCCCUGAUCCAAAUCCUGGAUGGCGAGAUGUUCGAGCUCAUGCAUCAGAACGGGGACUAUACACAUUUCUACUUCUGCUACCGCUGGUUUCUGUUGGACUUCAAGCGGGAACUGGUGUACCAGGACGUCUUUAGCGUCUGGGAGACCAUCUGGGCCGCGAAGCACGUGGCCUCUGGGAACUUCGUGCUCUUCAUCGCCUUAGCCAUGGUCGAGUAUUACAGGGACAUCAUCCUCGAGAACAACAUGGACUUUACAGACAUUAUCAAGUUUUUCAACGAAAUGGCUGAGCGCCACGACGCCAAGGCGGUGCUUCAGAUCGCCCGAGAACUAGUCCUUCAAAUUCAGACGCUCAUCGACAACCGCUAAGCAGUCGCAGGCUGCGAUCGUCCACGGCCCAGGUCACUUCGGCCCGGGAUCUCAAGAGGAGUGGGCAACCCAAAGCUUGCAUGCGGGAGGAGCCACAUCGCCGGGACGCGGUCGACCGAGGGUGCCUUCAUGUGCACUUUUGCUUAGGGUUGGUGUCAUCUCUGUUUUGCUUACCAUGCUCCUUCUUUUCUUUUUGCAUUUGUCCUGUGAGCGCGUGUUGUGUACAUCGGGUACUACAAAGAAUGGCACCACUCUUAACAAAAGUACAUUAAGGCACCAUAUGCGGAGAGAAGCGGAGGAGGUGAGAGCGCGCGGGCACGUCAGAUCGUCGAGCUCUGAUUGGAGUGAUUAGUGGGUAGGCUCAAAGGCCGGCUGCCUUUGUUUCGACCAUACAUCCUGGUCUCAUCUCAUUGUUCGAACGCGUUCGAAUGCCGAACGCCGGCGUCCGGCGCUCGAUCGCGAGACACUGCGCGAGGAGCAGAAGACGCUCUUGCUCGCUCUGAUUGGACGGUGGGUUGAGCAGACAAAUGCGGCCAGCCUUGGCGUCUACCCACUAAUUCUUCCUAUCAAAACUCGAUGCUCUGACGUUCCCUCGCGCUUUCAUUUCCUCCUUUCCCUCAGUUUCCUUCCGUAUAAAUCGACUGUUAGGCCGAGCCUGAACAAUCUCUGUGCUGUCCGAGUCUUUCCAAAAAAGAAACAUGUUGUGUUUUAGCUGUUCUAUUUUUGGCCUGCCGUUGCUUAAAAUUGUGCGAGAGAAUGACGGAGGGAAAAAACCAAAGUGUUCGACUGUUUGGAAUGAAUGUGAAAGCGGCAGAAUACGUAAUACAUAUAUCGUCUAUUGCUCUGUGAAAGCAUUCUAUGAAAUGUUGCGUUGAUUUAAGCCUCGUUCGUAAUGAAUAAACAUUCCAGAGCUUUUAUUUCAA